Molecule: messenger RNA, 1477 nt
Organism: Chironomus riparius
Lineage: Eukaryota; Metazoa; Arthropoda; Insecta; Diptera; Chironomidae
Source: the annotation of a GenBank genome assembly
GUAAAACCUUAUCUCAAAUGUUUUUAGUACAGAAACUUUUAUGGAUGUGUGGGUUCACGAGAGAGACAUUACAUACAUUUCAAAACAAGUUCAUCAGUCUUGCAGUACAUUUCGGCUUAAAACAUAAACAUUAUUAAAUUUAUAUUUUUUAUUUCCAAAAUUUUAAACUUUAAUCAUGUCUGGAAUCACAAAAGGAGUUUUCAUUGUCGGUGCUAAGCGUACAGCAUUUGGCACGUUCGGUGGAACCUUCAAGAACACAACACCGACUGCAAUGCAAACUGUUGCUGCUCAGGCUGCACUCAAGGAAGCCAAUAUUUCACCCGAUAAAGUUGAUACAGUCGUCAUCGGUAACAUCAUGCCACACACACAAACUGAUGGAAUUUACAUGGCACGACAUGUUUCACUUAAUUGUGGAAUUCCACAAGAUAAGCCAGCACUUGCUGUUAAUCGUUUGUGUGGAUCUGGAUUCCAAAGUAUUGUUAAUGGUGCACAGGACAUUCUUAUUGGUGGCGCUAAGGUUGUAUUGACUGGAGGUGUUGAAAGUAUGAGUUUGGCACCUUAUGUCGCUAGAAACAUGCGAUUUGGAACUACAUUAGGCACAAAUUAUGCAUUGGAGGAUUCAUUAUGGGCUGGAUUAACUGACACAUACUGCAAACUUCCAAUGGCAUUGACAGCUGAAAAAUUGGGCGAGAAGUUCAACAUUUCAAGAGCCAGAGUCGAUGAAUUCUCGUUCAAUUCACAACAAAAGUGGGGAAAGUCAAAUGCAGAAGGUGUCUUUAAAGCCGAAAUUACUCCAUUCACAACCAAAGUUAAAGGCAAGGAAGUGCAAUUCCAAGUUGAUGAACAUCCACGUCCACAGACGACACUUGAGGGUCUCGCCAAACUUCAAAGUAUUUUCAAGAAAGACGGUCUUGUAACUGCUGGAACUGCCAGCGGUAUUAGUGACGGUGCUAGUGCAGUCAUUCUUGCAUCCGAAGAGGCUUUAAAGGAAUACAAUUUAACACCAUUGGCACGUCUCGUUGCUUACUCAACUGUUGGCGUCGAUCCAUCUAUUAUGGGCAUUGGUCCUGUUCCAGCAAUCCAAAAUGUUCUUAAGCUUUCCGGCUGGAGCAUCAAUGACUUGGAUUUAAUUGAAAUCAAUGAAGCAUUUGCAGCACAGACAUUGGCAUGUGCUGAGGCUCUUGGACUUGACUUGAAUAAAUUAAAUGUUAAUGGCGGUGCUGUUGCUUUGGGACAUCCACUUGGUGCUUCUGGAUCAAGAAUUACUGCACAUCUUGUGCAUGAAAUGAAGAGAAAGAACUUGAAGAAAUCUGUUGGAUCAGCUUGUAUUGGUGGUGGUCAGGGUAUUGCAUUGUUGUUGGAAUCUGUUUAAGGAUUUCGAUGAGUUACUUAAAAGUUUACUUUCAUACCCAACUGCAUCACUUUCAUACUUUAUUUGAAUAAAAUAUAGAUGCGCUAUUGCAUUUAAUUGGAACUG